Messenger RNA from Rotaria sordida, 864 nucleotides. Lineage: Eukaryota; Metazoa; Rotifera; Eurotatoria; Philodinida; Philodinidae. The record is from the annotation of a GenBank genome assembly.
AUGUUAACACGAUAUGGUAUGAGUACAUAUGUAGCAUUUGGAAAUCUUGGCAAUUUGUUAACUCUAGCUGUUUUUUCUCAAUCUGAACAACUUAAAAGUCCUUGCUCACUCUAUUUAUUAUCAAUGACAAUAUGUAAUUUAAUUUGUCUUAAUGUUGGAAUAAUUCCAAUAAUAUAUUCAUUAGAUCAUAUAGAUAUAAGUAGUCAAUUUGUAAUUGUUUGUCAAAUUCAAUUUUAUAUUCGACAUAGUUUUUUUCAAAUGAUGCGUACAUAUAAAGUUCUUGCAUGUAUUGAUCGUUAUGCUAUUUGUAGUGUUAAUGUUAAUAUUCGUUCAUUUAGCAAACGUAAAAUAGCUAUUUAUUUAAUUAUUAUUUUUGCUUUAUUUUGGUUAACAACAGUUAUAUUUUUUGGUUGGUCUCGAACAAUUGAAAAUGGUUCAUUUAUGAAAAGUUUAAAACAAUUAAGAAGUCGUGUUCAACCGAGAAUAGAAGAUAAAGAAAAAAGUCAAUCAAUAAAUGUACUUCGAAAACGUGAUAGAGAUUUAAUAAAAAUCGUUUUUAUUGAAGUUAUCUUUUAUGUUAUUAGUACAAUGCCAUUUUCAAUUUAUCUUAUUUAUAAAAUGAUGACAGAUUAUUUAAUAAAAAGUCGAGAACGAAAACAAAUUGAAUCAUUUAUUAAUUAUAUAUUUCAAUCAUUUAUUAUGUAUUUAAAUACAGGUUUACCAUUUUAUAUAUAUAUAUCAACAUCAUCUUCAUUUCGACGAGAUUUAAAAAGAAUUUUUAUUAAAUUUUAUGCUUUUAUUAUGAGAAAACAAAUAAGAUAUGAACUAGAUGAUUCUGUUCGAACAAUAACUAUACGUCAUUAA